Molecule: messenger RNA, 1492 nt
Organism: Syngnathus acus (greater pipefish)
Lineage: Eukaryota; Metazoa; Chordata; Actinopteri; Syngnathiformes; Syngnathidae
Gene: mffa
Product: mitochondrial fission factor a
Exons: 8
Coding region: 194-1120 (308 amino acids)
Biological process (GO): positive regulation of mitochondrial fission
Cellular component (GO): peroxisome; mitochondrial outer membrane
Source: RefSeq, a predicted model, not a curated record
GUCCUACUGACCACGCAGGACGAUGAGAAACGUUCCUCUUUGACUGUUACACUUUUUCCCAUUUUACAGCUCCCCACCUUUUGCAACUGUAACUCUUUUAUUGUCCUCCUGCACGUUUGGAGCAAAUGUAAAAGUCUUCUCGCGAUUCUGGAUCAUUAUUACAAAACCUUUUGAGGAAAUCUACUUUCAGCAAAUGAGCAAAGGGCAAAUGAGUGGCCCAACAUUCCCCUCGCCCAUUGCCGAGAUGGCAGAAAUCAACCGCAUCCACUAUGAUCUGCAGUACACAGAGGGGAUCAACCAGAGGAUGCGCAUACCUGAGAUGCUCAAAGUGGCUCUUCAAGGCCAGGAGGACUCUGGUGUUGCCUCGCAGCAUCUUCCUCACAGUGUUACAAUGCAAGUUCCGGAAAGAAUUGUUGUCUCAGGAGACAAUGAUCACCAGUUCUCAAGACCAAGAGACCUGGAUUUAAUCCAGUCUACACCUUUAGAAGCCUUGUCCCUGAAGACCCCGCCGAGAGUACUCACACUCAGUGAGCGACCUCUCGACUUCCUGGAGGACGAUCAUAGAGCAACUCCAGAAAGUGAGGCCACGCUGCGGCGUCAAGGGCGAUCGAGACGAGAACGCUCAGCUAGUGAGAACGCAGCUGUCCGUCAUAGUAGCCAACUGACGCAUAGCGAUUCAGCUGCAACAGUAUCCCCCUCAGCAACUCUUCACCCCCCUUCCCCUCCCAAUGUGGCUGAAGAAGACCACAACCUGUACACCGCUAGUGGCGUUUUAUCUUUCCUCCAGUGCACUACACGUCGGGCCUACCAGCAGGUCCUUGAGGUCUUGGAUGAACACCCUCGCAGAAAACCGUCACUGCGAGGGGGGUCAGCUUCAAGCUCCAACCCCCUGCAUGAAUCCAGGCUUGCACUAUCAACAUAUGAGGCGUCUCUGGAUGGGGGAUCUGACGACAUGACCGUUGUGGAUGCGGCAACACUUCGACGACAGCUUAUCAAGUUGAAUCGACGGCUUCAGCUUUUGGAAGAAGAGAAUAAGGAGCGAGCAAAACGGGAGAUGAUCCUCUACUCGGUCACUGUAGCUUUUUGGCUUGUCAACACGUGGGUGUGGUUAAGACGUUGAAUACAUCAGUGUUACAAAACAAGUCAACAUAAUUUUCCUAUUGUGUGUGCGACACAGUUACACUUGCUGCCACCUCGCUGAGCAAGACCAUAGCCUAUUGCACGACGUGCUCAUGUUUACUUAUCAUGUAUGUUUGUACAGUGUUCUUUUUGGUGUUUAUAUACUUUUGUUAGUUUUUCUUUUCAGUCAUGUUUUGCUUUUAAUUACACAUGUUGAGCAAUGCUAAGCAUGACUUGUAAAUACUGUAUGUAUCACUUCAGAAAGGAGUAAUGCUAUAUUUUGUUUCCAAAUAUCAAUGUUGCGCAAUGCAGUGUGACUUCAGAAAGGAGUAAUUCAUUAAUAAAGUACAGUUCUGUUUACCAAAGAAAGAAA